Messenger RNA from Acanthochromis polyacanthus (spiny chromis), 6693 nucleotides. It is a transcript of the gene epb41a, whose product is annotated as erythrocyte membrane protein band 4.1a. Gene Ontology annotation, cellular component: plasma membrane; cytoskeleton. The coding region runs from base 153 to 2711 and encodes 852 amino acids. The transcript is spliced from 21 exons. NCBI's taxonomy places the organism in Eukaryota, Metazoa, Chordata, Actinopteri, Pomacentridae. The record is from RefSeq and is a predicted model, not a curated record. Gene Ontology annotation, biological process: cortical actin cytoskeleton organization. Gene Ontology annotation, molecular function: actin binding; structural molecule activity.
AGCGCUGAGGGCGCACUUUAUCCCUGGUACCUAAACACAGCUAAGCCGUGGAGUUUUCGCUCCGUGGGUCUGAUGCUGAUGGAAUAGUGAGCAUCUGCUUUCACUUCGGAUAUUUUCUUGUGCAGGAGAAUCUAAACAAAGCGGGUGUUACCAUGACAACAGACGAGGCAGAAAGUCACAAGAAGCCGGGGCAGCAGGAGGAAUCUGGCCAGGAUGCUCGGCCUCCCUCUCCAGAGGAUGAGCAGCUCCGGCCUCGAAACCGCAACUCUGCUGGUCGUGGCCUCUCACGCCUCUUCUCCUCCUUCCUGAAAAGACGUUCGCAGUGUGAGAGUGAGGGGGGAGAGAAGGGGAACAAGGAAGAAGAAGAAGCCAAAGCCCCCAUUGCUGACCCUGAACCAGAACUGAGAACAGAAGGAGAGGUUGCUCUGGACCAGCACUCAGUAAGCAGCGCCGAGGUUCAGGCUGUCCAGGUCGAGAAGAAAGAAGCUGAGGAGGAGCCAGCUGGAAAGGAGAGGGUGAACGAGGAGAAGGGCGAAGAGGUGGCCCUUGAGAAGGACGAGGAAAAAGACAAGGGGAAGGAGGAGGAGAAGGACUCUGGUCUUGAAGGAGGAAGUACAGGAGAAAAGGAGGAGAAGACGACAGAAGAAGACGUCAAAGCCUCCAGAGCUCCACGCCGACCCAAGACCAUGCAAGUUAAAAUCACCCUGCUGGAUGACACUCUCUUUGAGUGUGAGUUGGAUAAACAUGCCAAAGGCCAAGAGCUGUUCAUGAGAGUGUGUGACCAUCUCAAUCUGCUGGAGAAAGACUAUUAUGGCCUGACCAUCUGGGAAUCGACCACCAUGAAGACUUGGAUGGACUUGACCAAGGAGAUCCGCAGGCAGGUGCAAGGUGCCAACUAUAAUUUCACUUUCAAUGUAAAAUUCUAUCCACCGGACCCAGCCCAGCUCUCAGAAGACAUAACAAGGUACUACCUGUGUCUCCAGCUACGGAAAGACAUCCUGCAGGGCCGCCUUCCCUGUUCCUUUGUUACCCUGGCUCUGCUGGGCUCCUAUGCCCUGCAGUCAGAGCUAGGCGAGUACGACCCUGAGGUGCAUGGCAAAGAGUAUGCGAAGGACAUGAAAAUGGCCCAGGGUCAAACCAAGGAGCUGGAGGACAAGAUGAUGGAGCUGCACCGUACAUAUAGGUCAAUGAAUCCAGCCCAGGCAGACCUGAUGUUCCUGGAGAAUGCCAAGAAACUCUCCAUGUAUGGAGUGGACCUUCACCAAGCAAAGGAUCUGGAUGGUGUUGACAUCAUGCUUGGGGUUUGCUCUAGUGGCCUGAUGGUUUACAAAGACAAACUGAGGAUCAACCGUUUUCCCUGGCCCAAAGUCCUCAAGGUCUCUUACAAGCGGAGCAGCUUCUUCAUUAAAAUCCGACCAUCUGAGGUGGAACAGUAUGAGAGUGCAAUUGGUUUCAAGCUACCCAAUUACAAGGCUGCGAAGAAGCUGUGGAAAGUGUGUGUAGAACAUCACACCUUCUUCAGGCUUACUUCUACUGAGAUGGUCACCACUCCUAGGAAGUUCCUGGCACUGGGCUCUAAGUUUCGGUACAGUGGUCGGACUCAGGCUCAGACCAGACAGGCAAGCUCUCUGAUUGACAGACCAGCUCCUCUGUUCCAGCGCUCCUCCAGCAAAAGGAACUCACGCAGCCUUGAUGGAGCAAUGGUGUCUACUCCUGACAACAAAUCCACCCGUCCAGUCAGUGCUCCUGUCAUGUCACCGGUAUCUCCUGGGGAGGCAGCCCCGUCACCAUUGCUAUCCGCACUGCCUCGCCAUGACCACCAUGAUGGCUCCACACCUAAAGGGCACCGCUGUGCAGACAGGAAGGCAGACUUAAAGGUGGAAUGUCUGCUAGCUGAGUACACCAAGAGCCACAGCCCAAAACCAGGGUUCACUCCAGAUAUCAAGACAGUGGCCAGGAGAGAGCGGAAGCACUCCCCCUCUUUGGCCAUCACCAAUGGGGAAAGAGAGAGAAAAAGCCAGCACUCUCUUCAGGACAAAAAGAUGGAGAUGGUGCGAGUGAGGAAGAAGAGAGCUAAGAAACUUGAGGGUGAAACUAUUUAUAUCAGACAUAGCAAUUUAAUGUUGGAGGACCUGGAUAAGACUCAAACAGAGAUCAUGCGUCACCAUACCAGCAUCAGUGAGCUGAAGAGGAGUUUUAUGGAGUCAGUACCAGAGCCACGGCCCAGUGAGUGGGACAAGCGUCUUUCCACCAACUCACCUUUUCGCACAGUGAGCAUCAACGGCCAGCUUCAACCAGCGUCUCCGGUGCAAAAGACCCAGACAAUCACCAUCUCAGACAUCACCAACUCCCUCAGAGGAACUGUGACCUACAAGGACAUCCCCUUAGUUCACACUGAAACCAAGACCAUCACAUACGAGUCAGCACAGCCGGUGGACAGCCUGGCAGAGAGGGAGUCAGGAGUUCUGCUCAGUGCCCAGACCAUCACCUCCGAGACCAUCAGCACCACCACUACCACCCAGAUCACCAAGACGGUGAAAGGAGGGAUCUCUGAGACUCGCAUUGAAAAGAGAAUCGUCAUCACUGGAGACACUGAAAUUGAUCAUGACAAGGCUUUGGCUCAGGCCAUUAAAGAGGCGAAAGAACAACAUCCAGAUAUGUCUGUUACCAAAGUGGUUGUGCACCAGGAAACAGAGAUCACCCCAGAGUAGGAUUUACUGUUCCUUCUGAAGGCCUCUCAGCUGCCCCCCUCUUCCUCCUUAAUGUGUCUCCAUCACAGCAUUUACCUCAGCACCCCCAACCACCAAGCUGUCCUGCCUUCAUGAUGAAGCACCAGACCACACCAGAGGGAACAAGCUUCAACGUUGAACAUGAACUUUAACCUCUAUGAGUGUGAAGUUUGGCCUGAAGGAGUCACCAGAAAAUUCCUGAGAUCCCACUCAGUAUUCCCCACAAUCCCCAACUUGUUCCAUUUACUGCUAAAAGAGCAACUGCUGGAAUUACAAAUAACAGAUCUUUUUUAAAGAGGAAAAAAAAUAAAGUACAGCAUUUGUGGAUAUAUUUAUUCUCCAAUUUGUGUGGAGAUUUUAAGAAAAUAAUGAGGGCAUUUGGUCUUUUAAACUUGAGAUUACUGGUACUUUAUUUUUCUACAGCUUUUCUUACCAUCAGAAUUGGUUACCAAUAACUUGGAAGUCAAGUGUUUUUUUAACAAUGUGUUCCAAACUUCCUUGACAAAGGGAUUGUGGGUGAUUUUACGUGAAAUUUUACAUGUCGGGACUCAAGAAUCCCUCUAAAAUUUCAGUGCAAGUUUGGUGUCAUUUCUUGUACAGUAAAUACUUUAUUUUCCCUCUCAAUGUUACAAAAAAUAUUUUUUCAAUUUCUGUAUAAAAAUGUGAUUUUAUCAGAGCAGGGGGGGUGACUUCUUUCACCUUAUUUAAAGUUUUGACUGAUCGUUUGUAAAGUGAUCUUUACAUCUUUUGGUUGUUUUUGUUGUUGUAGUGCUUUUCACUGAAACUGACGGCUGUACUACGAAGCCAGAUCAGUGGGUCAGCGGGGAUUUUUGGGCCUAAAGUCAGAGGUUUCAGUGUAGUGAAGGUGGCUCUCUUUCAGCCUGCUAAAUCUCCAUGGUAUCAGAUGCUGUGAAGCUGAUCUGGUCCAGAUCAGAUCAUGUUCAGAAUUUAGAUUUAAAUCGGCUGGAAGAAGUAUCUCCAUUUUAUCCACAUCGUUUCCUUACGAUUCUUUAUGAGCGAUACAGAUUGGUUACAGUAUGGCCAACUGUAUGAAUCUCACAUUGCCAUGGAAACCUGAAAUGUAUUCAGCUGGUGACGCAGAAAUCACAGAUUUUUUUAAAUCUCUAUUUAUGUUUGGUCCUCAUUUGCUGUCAAGUCUAUUUACACUAUUGGUACAGCAGCUGAUGGAACAGAUUAGAUGAUCGAUUAUAUUAUUGGUAUUUAUGACAGAGAUCAUGCCAUCAGUAACAUUUUCAGUUUGAUUUGGCCAAAAAUUUAAGUGAUAUCCUGCAUUAUGGGACAGAGUCUGAAAUAAAUGCACUUCAAUACAACAUCAUGUUUGAAAAUAUGAAGUUUAACAGCUCUAAUGUGCAGCUGUUAGAAAUAGUCAGCUGCAUUGAUCGAUAAAAACAAAUGAUUAACAGUUUUCUACCAGCAUUUGCUGUAGCAGUGUUUUUUUCAUCAUAAAUUUUAGAAUUCUCGUAGUUCUUCAUUAAAGCAGGCUGUUGACUGAAGCAGGCCAGACAUGAUUGGUCCAGUUUGUGCAGAAGAAAAGUCACAUGAUGCAUUUAACUUUCGUGUGAAGGCACACAGAGUUUGAAGCAGAAAGUCUGAGUUAACAAAGAAAGUUGAUAACCACCUUCUGAUACCUGUUAUCUCUGACUGGGUUUUUAGUUCUGGUCAAGCCAACUUACACAGAAAGCCUAGCUGUGUAGAACUUGCUUCGAGGUACAGCUCUCUGGUCGUUAUCAGGAUAACAGAGACUGCAGUGUACUGAAAUGACCUUUUCUUUAUUUAUUCCCGCCUCAGUAUUCUUUUUGGGUGUUUUGUGUUUUAGAUUUACUUAGCACAGUAAGUGACUUCAUGAUUUGUAUGAAGAGCAUUCAAGUCAUCUGAUAAAGUUUUAGACAUUUCUACGGAGCAUGACAUCAGCAUCUACAGUGUCUCUCUCAUUUCUAGUUUUAUUCCAAAUGGGCAGUGUGUACUUACUGAGAAAGAUGGAACGCCAAUGUGAAAGGAUUCAGACAUUCUAGAAGGUAAAGUUCCACCUUCUUGCCAUAAAAUAAAGAGAUAAACACAGGUUGAGAGCUACCACAUUAAACUGCAAAAAGCUUUGAACUGUAUUGUCUCAAGGUCCUUGAACCUUAAAAAUACGACCCACUUUGUAAAGAAAAACAAAACAAAAAAAACAUCAUUCCCUAGCAGCCUUUUCUGACAUAAAUACAAUAUUUACAUUUUUUAAAUCAAAUUUAACUGUGAAAAUGAAUCUUGGUCAUCUUUGAUCUCAGGAAUUAGCUGUACCAUUAGAGGUUUUCACUCACAGACAGGGCUGUAGUAGUGAAAGAAGCCUACCUAUAAAUGAUCUUAUCGUGGCUGCUGUAUCGCAAGACCAACAGAGGUCAUGAUGAUGGAAAGCUGGCCUACCUGCCUCACUCAAAAUUAGUCUUGGAUAAACAUGUAAACAGCAUACAACAAUAAAUUACAUAAUAUACAAUGUUUAAAAGUUGUGAGAUGCCAGGGCUGGUUCUGAAACAAUCCUCUUUUCCCUUUUCAGGUUUUAUUAUUCACAUUUUAUAUUUUAGUUAGUUUUUUAUUUUUAUUUUCUAUUUAUUCAUGUUCCUACCUUCACUGAUCCAUUCUGAGCUUCUCCAUCUCUUCGGUAUACUCUUCCCUUACAUCUUUAUUCACUUUAAUGUUCUUUAUAAAAAUUUCAGUUUUAAAAGUCCUGUAGAACAGUCAGGAGUAGUCAUAUUUUUUUUGUUUCAGUGUUACAGUAGAUGUGGAUUGGGUUGUGGAAAAACAGGUUGUGAGCUGUGGAGUUACUGGAAAGUCAGCCUAAACUACCUAUCAGCUGAUGAGUUGUGCAGUUAUAAUGCUGAGUAAAAACAACUUGAGGACCUGACUGAAGACCUCUUAACUAAGUUCUUAUUUUGGAAUCUUUCAUUUAAAACGUGACUUGUUCUUUAUUACGUUUUUAUGGUUCAUUUUUUUUAACCUGCUAAAUAGAUACCAUAUUUUCCCACGACAUUAAACUGGUAAUCCAAAAGUACUGUAAUUAGCACUAUGAAAGCUGUGUAGUGAUGAAUGCAAUGUCACAUUUUUAGAGGAGGUUUAUUUUAUAUUCAGUGGAAUGAAGUAAAAAGGGGAGAAGACACAGGAGUGAUGGAGAAACUCAGUAUGCACAGAAAAAUCUAAAGCAAGUGUGACUGAUCUAAAGAAAAACAUGAAGAAGGCAAACAGACAGAAAGGGGUUCACAACCAGCCCAGGACAAAAAACUGAAAAGGUCUAACAAUUUGUCAAGACACAAUCUGAACUGGAACAUGUACAAGACUUAACAUUGGAAGUUGCUGACAGAUAGCUUACAUGCGUCUGUGUUGAACAGAUAUAGCCCUACAUUUUGCUUUUUGUGGUGAAUCUCUUUUUUUGAAGAUGUUUUUGUCUAGCUAUAUCCUUUGGAAAUUUCAGUGCUAUAGUUCACUUUAUAUUUUUGUAGCAAGGGUGCUGACAGUAUAGCUGAAUAAAAUGUAUGUAACAGGUAUAUCAUGAUCAUUUUCAAAUGAUUAAUCUAGCCUUGUUAGUCUAAAAAUUAGUAUAUUACAAAUUCAAUGGUUGUUGCUGAUAAUUUAACAAUAAAUACAUCUAGGUAACCAAAGUUACCCUCUUCAGUACACACUGCCCACUCAAUUCGGACAUAGACCACUAUCACUAUGGCAUACAUUGUUUAUAUUUUGAUUUUCAAAAAUUAUACUUUUAUUUUUCCAUCAUAUCCUGUACUGUCCUCCCAACAUGUGUUCUGUGUUCUUUCACUGUGCUGUCAUCUUCAUUGUGGCACUCCUUUGUCUCUUCAUGAACAUGCAAACUAGCAUUUCUAAGUUCUUUCUUAAUUGUGAACCCUUACUUCACCAUCAUGGGAAGACAUGUAAAGAGCCCCAUGCACAGAAUAAACACUAAUGUAGACAUGCA